UACACCUUCAUGUCACUCUUUCUCGUUACUCCCUCCCCAUUUGUGUCUUACCUUUCUUUACACAUUUAAUUAAUAAAUGGGGUUUAUAAUAUUCUUUACACUUGUUUUCAUUCUCAUUGGACCAUCACUCACCAAUGCUGGCUCCUGGCCACCUUCACCUGGGUUCUACCCGAGCUCCAAGUUCAGGUCCAUGUCCUUUAACCAAGGCUUUAGAAACCUCUGGGGUCCUAGCCACCAGACCGUUAACAACGAUGCUCUUGCCAUCUGGCUCGACCGUACAUCAGGAAGCGGGUUCAAGUCGGUCAAACCAUUUAGAUCCGGUUACUUCGGAGCAUCCAUCAAACUUCAACCGGGUUAUACUGCGGGAGUCAUAACAGCAUUCUAUCUUUCAAACAAUGAAGCACAUCCAGGGUUCCAUGAUGAGGUUGACAUAGAGUUUCUUGGAACAACAUUUGGGAAGCCAUACACACUACAAACAAAUGUGUACAUAAGGGGAAGUGGUGAUGGCAAGAUUAUUGGGAGAGAAAUGAAGUUUCAUUUAUGGUUUGACCCCACAAAAAAUUUUCAUCACUAUGCAAUCUUGUGGAGCCCACAUGAAAUAAUAUUUUUGGUGGACGAUGUGCCAAUAAGAAGAUACCCAAGGAAAAGUGAUGCUACGUUUCCAUUAAGGCCAAUGUGGUUAUAUGGGUCAAUAUGGGAUGCGUCUUCUUGGGCGACUGACAAUGGUAGAUACAAAGCCGACUACAGAUACCAACCUUUUGUAGGAAGAUUCACCAAUUUCAAAGCAACUGGUUGCUCUGCCUAUUCAUCACCACGGUGCCACCCUGUCACCGCCACUCCAGGACGAUCUGGUGGCCUUAGCAGGAGGCAGCGCAUGGCGAUGAAAUGGGUGCAUAGCCACUACAUGGUUUAUAACUAUUGCAGAGACAACAAAAGGGACCAUUCCUUGACACCAGAAUGCUGGAAAUAAUAAGAUUUGACAAUUUGACUAUUUGCUAUUUACCCAACACAUUUAAGGUCACAUGGGAAGCCCUUAAAGUUAAGGGCACUUUUUUUAUUAGCUUUUUCAUUCUCUAGGGUGUGUUGUGAUGGGACCCACAAAGGUGGUUCAGCAUCCAAAGCCCUCUAGAAGAGCAAAGAGAUUUAUUUGUAUUGUGUAUUUGUGUGUGGUUUUUGUCAAGGUUUAAGUAAACUCAUGGUGUUUUAAUAUAACUUGGGAAAAAAAAAUUAUAGAUUUAUUAUAUGAAGUUAUUGUUUUCUUUUUAAA
This is a messenger RNA of Helianthus annuus (common sunflower), 1267 nucleotides long. RefSeq names its product probable xyloglucan endotransglucosylase/hydrolase protein 32. Gene Ontology annotation, cellular component: cell wall; apoplast. The transcript is spliced from 4 exons. Gene Ontology annotation, biological process: cell wall biogenesis; xyloglucan metabolic process. Gene Ontology annotation, molecular function: xyloglucan:xyloglucosyl transferase activity; hydrolase activity, hydrolyzing O-glycosyl compounds. The record is from RefSeq and is a predicted model, not a curated record. Bases 77 to 970 code for a protein of 297 amino acids. NCBI's taxonomy places the organism in Eukaryota, Viridiplantae, Streptophyta, Magnoliopsida, Asterales, Asteraceae.